Phymastichus coffea is the source of this 7360-nucleotide messenger RNA. It is a transcript of the gene rudimentary, whose product is annotated as CAD protein. The record is from RefSeq and is a predicted model, not a curated record. Bases 104 to 6745 code for a protein of 2213 amino acids. Gene Ontology annotation, cellular component: cytoplasm; cytosol. Gene Ontology annotation, biological process: L-glutamine metabolic process; L-citrulline biosynthetic process; 'de novo' pyrimidine nucleobase biosynthetic process. Lineage: Eukaryota; Metazoa; Arthropoda; Insecta; Hymenoptera; Eulophidae. The transcript is spliced from 27 exons. Gene Ontology annotation, molecular function: aspartate carbamoyltransferase activity; ATP binding; carbamoyl-phosphate synthase (glutamine-hydrolyzing) activity.
AUUCGAGUUAAUUAAUAGCUUAAAAUACACAAACCUUGGCUUCUUUGUAAAAGCUUAUUAUAGUGAUGGCAUAUACAAGACCUCGGCGAGACAGCAUUAGAAGAUGAAACGAACACGAGGUAGUCCGCGUAAAACGUGCGAAAGACAGUUCGCAAGUGACAAGUUAACCACGAGGAUGGUUACCAGUGAAAAGUGCUACCUCGUUCUUGAGGAUGGCACUGUGUUUCCCGGCACGAGUUUCGGUGCUUACAAACAAAUCGAUGGAGAAAUUGUGUUUCAAACCGGUAUGGUCGGUUACCCGGAGUCGCUGACUGAUCCAUCUUACUGUGAGCAGAUUCUUGUGCUGACAUAUCCCCUGGUUGGCAAUUAUGGUGUGCCAAACAAGGAAAAAGACGAUCACGGUUUAACCAGAUGGUUCGAGUCGCACAAAAUCUGGGCUGCGGGUUUGGUGGUCAGCGAACACUGUAAUACGCCCAGCCAUUGGCGACAAACCAAAUCCUUGUCAGAUUGGAUGAAAGAAGAAGGCGUUCCAGGUAUCCAGAAUGUUGACACGCGUGCACUUACGAAAGUCAUCCGUGAGAAAGGCACGAUCCUCGGCCGAAUUCUUCACCAGCUGCCAGAGAAGGUCACUUCGUUGCCGCCAAUCGUCGAUCCCAACACACAGAAUCUUGUCGCCAAAGUUUCCAGAUCUGCAAAGAUAACAUACAACUCCGGCGGCUCACCCCGUAUCUGCGUAGUGGACUGUGGUCUGAAAUACAAUCAGAUCCGAUGUCUAAUUUCACGAGGCGCUCGCGUCGACGUUGUACCAUGGAAUCACAACAUACAAAACGAGGAAUUCGAUGGUCUCUUCCUAAGCAACGGUCCUGGAGAUCCCAGCACGUGCAAGCAGACUCUGGAGAAUCUUCAGAAGAUUCUAAACGCUUCGAAGAAGAAGCCUAUCUUUGGUAUUUGUCUUGGUCACCAGUUACUUUCACUUGCAGCUGGCUGCAAAAGCUACAAAAUGAGGUAUGGAAAUCGUGGCCACAACCAACCGGCAAUACAUCACGGUACAAAGCGCUGCUACAUGACAUCGCAGAAUCACGGUUUCGCUAUCGACGCCACCAAUUUACCCAAAGACUGGGAGGCUCUGUUUACCAAUGCGAACGACAACAGCAACGAGGGUAUUGUACACUCGAACCUUCCUUACUUCUCCGUACAAUUUCAUCCGGAACACACUGCUGGGCCGCAAGAUCUUGAAUGUCUGUUUGAUGUAUUCCUCGAUACCGUUAAACAGUCGAUUGCUGGAAAAUCAGAUGUAUCGAUAAAAGAUCGAUUGCAACAAAAGCUCACUUAUGUGCCGACAAGACCUGUUAUUGCUGAAAGACCUAAGAAGAUUUUGAUUUUGGGAUCUGGUGGAUUGAGUAUUGGACAAGCUGGCGAGUUUGAUUAUUCUGGUUCGCAAGCGAUUAAAGCACUAAGAGAAGAGCAUAUUCAGACUGUGCUAAUCAAUCCUAAUAUCGCUACUGUGCAAACGUCCAAAGGAAUGGCUGAUAAAGUUUACUUCUUACCUAUAUUGCCGGAAUACGUCGAGCAGGUUAUUCAAUCGGAACGCCCAGAUGGUGUACUUCUAACAUUUGGGGGUCAAACGGCGUUGAACUGUGGAGUCGAACUUCAAAAGCAGGGUAUUUUUGAAAGAUACGGUGUAAAAAUCCUUGGUACACCUAUCGAGUCAAUUAUCGAGACAGAAGAUCGUAAGAUCUUUGCUGACCGCGUCAACGAGAUCGACGAAAAAGUUGCUCCGAGUUGCGCUGUAUAUUCCAUCCAAGAAGCUCUCGAGGCUGCAGAGAAACUAAGUUAUCCUGUAAUGGCAAGAGCGGCUUUCUCACUCGGAGGCUUAGGUUCUGGCUUUGCGAACUCUAAAGAAGAGUUGAUUCAUUUGGCACAGCAAGCACUUGCUCAUUCUUCACAGUUGAUUAUUGACAAGUCAUUACAGGGAUGGAAAGAGGUAGAAUACGAAGUUGUUCGAGAUGCUUACGACAAUUGCAUAACAGUUUGCAACAUGGAGAACGUCGACCCAUUAGGAAUCCAUACAGGCGAGUCAAUCGUCGUAGCACCUAGUCAAACACUCUCAAAUCGCGAGUACAAUAUGCUGAGAACAACGGCUAUAAAAGUCAUUCGUCACUUGGGAAUCGUAGGCGAGUGUAACAUCCAGUACGCGCUUAAUCCUUUUUCCGAAGAAUUCUAUAUUAUCGAAGUAAAUGCCAGGCUGUCAAGAAGCUCAGCUUUGGCCAGCAAAGCUACUGGAUAUCCUCUUGCGUAUGUGGCUGCAAAGUUAGCAUUGGGAAUUCCAUUGCCUGAUAUCAAGAAUUUGGUUACCGGCAAUACCACUGCUUGCUUUGAGCCUAGCUUGGAUUACUGUGUGGUUAAAAUUCCGAGGUGGGAUCUGAGUAAAUUCCAGAGAGUCAGUACGAAGAUCGGCAGCUCUAUGAAGAGUGUAGGAGAAGUAAUGGCCAUCGGGCGCAAAUUUGAAGAAGCUUUCCAAAAAGCUUUACGCAUGGUUGAUGAGAACGUUCUUGGUUUUUGUCCGUACUUAAAAUCUGUGAACGAAGAUGAGCUUGAGAAACCAACCGAUAAGCGUAUGUUCGUUCUCGCAGCAGCCAUCAAAGCUGGUUACACCACUGAAAAAAUCUAUAAGCUAACAAAAAUUGAUAACUGGUUCUUGGAGAAAAUGCGCAAUAUUAUAGAAUAUCAAACUUUCAUGGAGAAUCUUGAGAAAUCAAAUUUAUCGAGUGAAGCGCUUCGCGGUGCCAAGCAAUUGGGAUUUUCCGACAAGCAAAUAGCCCUUGCGGUGGAGAGUACUGAACUAGCUAUACGUAAACGUAGAAAAGAGCACACCAUAUUGCCCUUUGUCAAGCAGAUUGAUACUGUCGCUGCUGAGUGGCCUGCUAGCACUAAUUAUUUAUAUCUUACAUAUAAUGGUACUACUCAUGAUCUUGAUUUCCCAACAGGAUACACUAUGGUUAUUGGAUCGGGAGUAUAUCGUAUUGGAAGUUCAGUCGAGUUUGAUUGGUGUGCAGUGAGUUGUCUACGCGAGCUUCGCAAUCUCGGCAGGAACACAAUUAUGGUGAAUUAUAAUCCCGAGACUGUGAGUACGGACUACGACAUGAGCGAUCGUCUUUACUUUGAAGAAAUCUCCUUUGAAGUAGUGAUGGAUAUUUAUGAUCAAGAAGUUCCAGAGGGUAUAAUUCUAUCGAUGGGAGGCCAAUUGCCCAAUAAUAUUGCCAUGGAUUUGCAUCGUCAGGAAGCGCGAAUCCUUGGCACUUCUCCCGAACAGAUUGACGGUGCCGAGAACAGAUUCAAGUUCUCGAGAAUGUUGGAUAGAAUUGGAGUUUCCCAGCCAAGGUGGAGAGAACUUACUGAUUUACAGGCUGCCGUUGAUUUUUGUCGAGAAGUUGGCUACCCUUGUCUUGUCCGUCCGUCUUACGUACUUAGCGGUGCUGCGAUGAAUGUAGCGCACUCUGAUAACGAUUUGCAAUCAUACCUGAAGAGCGCAGCCAAUGUUAGUAAAAAGUAUCCAGUAGUUAUUUCCAAAUUCAUCCUCGAAGCAAAAGAGAUUGACGUAGAUGCAGUUGCCUAUAAUGGAAAUAUUCUAUGCAUGGCUGUAUCUGAGCACAUUGAGAAUGCCGGUGUUCACUCUGGUGAUGCUACUCUCGUAACGCCACCACAAGAUAUUAAUGUGCAAACUCUGGAGAAGAUUAAGAUUAUUACCAAGCAGAUCGCUCAUAAUUUAGAAGUUACUGGUCCUUUCAAUAUGCAACUUAUUGCAAAGGACAAUGAACUGAAAGUUAUUGAAUGUAACGUACGUGUCUCACGUUCUUUUCCAUUUGUCUCGAAAACAUUGGACCACGACUUUGUCGCAAUGGCAACAAGAAUAAUCAUUGGAGAAAGUGUUGAGUCAGUUGAUAUUCUCAAUGGAUGCGGAAAAGUCGGUGUCAAAGUUCCACAAUUUUCAUUUUCGAGAUUGACAGGAGCGGACGUUAUGUUAGGAGUAGAAAUGGCAUCUACUGGAGAAGUAGCUUGUUUCGGCGAUAAUAGAUAUGAAGCUUAUUUAAAAGGCAUGAUGAGCACUGGAUUCCACAUCCCGAACAAAGGCAUCCUCUUAUCUAUAGGUACUUACAAGCAUAAAACGGAACUUUUACCGGCCAUAGUAAGUCUCCAAAAAUUGGGUUAUAAACUCUAUGCUAGCAUGGGAACAGCUGAUUUCUACUCAGCACAUGGAAUUGAGGUGGAACCAGUCAGAUGGACUUUCGAGAAUGUAGGAGAAACCGAAGAUUCUAGCCCAUGCGAAUUACGGAACCUCGCGGACUUUCUGUCGAAGAAACACUUCGAUUUGGUGAUCAAUCUGCCGAUGCAAAAUGGGGGUGCUCGACGUGUAUCCAAUUUCAUAACUCAUGGUUACCGUACGCGCAGACUUGCCGUCGAUUAUUCCGUUCCACUCGUCACCGACGUCAAAUGCGCUAAGCUUCUCGUCGAGGCGUUGCUGAAGCUGGAAGGCAAAUCACCACGGAUGAAGACGCACACCGACUGCAUAUCCUCUCGACGACUCUUACGGCUGCCCGGUUUCAUCGACGUGCACGUGCACGCUCGCGAUCCCGGCGCAACUCACAAGGAGGACUUUGAUUCCUGCACAGCCUCCGCUCUCGCUGGUGGCGUAACCAUGAUAUUCGCCAUGCCGAAUACCGAUCCCGCCGUCGUCGAUCAGGAGUCAUUCGCGAUUGCCAAAGCGCGCGCGAAAGCAUUGGCGAGGUGCGAUUACGCAUUGUACGCCGGUGCGGCGAUGGACAAUUACAAGAAAGUUGUUGAGAUCGCGCCUCAGUGUGCUGGCCUGAAAAUGUAUCUGAAUGAGACCUUCACCACGCUGAAACUCAACGAUCUCAGCGUGUGGAUUAAGCACUUUGAAAAUUGGCCGCACAAGUAUCCAAUUUGCGUGCACGCCGAGGGACAAACGACUGCCGCAGUUUUGCUGCUGGCUAAUUUGCACAAGAGGCCGAUACACGUGUGCCAUGUCGCCAGGAAGGAAGAGAUUCAAAUCAUACGGGCGGCCAAGGAGAAGGGUCUUGCUGUCACUUGCGAAGUCUGCCCGCAUCAUCUGUUCCUCACGCAGGACGAUUUGGACACGAUUGGCCACGGACGCGGUCAAGUCAGACCAAUUCUUUGCACGAAGGAGGAUGUUCAGGCUCUCUGGGAUAAUAUGGAUAUUAUCGACGUAUUUGCUACUGAUCACGCUCCUCACACGGUGGAAGAAAAAUCACGCGAGACACCACCACCGCCACCAGGUUUCCCAGGUCUCGAGACUAUUCUGCCUCUGCUGCUGAACGCCGUGAACGAAGGCAAACUCGAGAUAGAGGAUAUCAUAGAGAAAUUCUAUUUGAAACCCAAGAAAAUCUUCAACAUUCCCGAUCAACCAAAUACUUAUGUAGAAGUUGAUAUGGGAGAGGAAUGGGUUAUUCCCGAAGCUAUGACAUUCACGAAAUCCAAAUGGACACCUUUCGCAGGCAGGAAGAUUCGUGGUUCAAUACAUCGUGUUGUUUUGCGUGGCGAGACUGCUUACAUCGAAGGUAAAGUGCUGGUUAAUCCAGGCUAUGGUCAAGAUAUUAGAGAAAUUCAGAGGAAAGUUAGCAUCAUACCGGCGUCCCAUAUCAACUUGCAUCCGUUACAAAAUGAAGUUCUCAGUAGACCUAAUUCCGGUAUGGAGACUGGUAUGGCGUCGCCAAGGAGAACGAGACACGAUACGAGUACUGAAGAUGAUAUUAUACCUUAUUUACCGAUCGUUAAUCACGGUUUAAGUGGCCACCACAUUCUGUCAGUAGACAUGUUCAAGAAGGAACAGUUGAAAGAUAUUUUUGACGUUGCUCAUGAUUUUCGUAGAAGUAUAAUUGCUGAUAGGUCUCUUGACCACAUUCUCAGGGGAAAAGUAAUGGCUUCGAUGUUCUACGAAAAUAGUACGAGAACGUCAUGCAGUUUUGAUACAGCGAUGCAAAGAUUAGGUGGUCGAGUUGUCCAUAUGGAUGUGUCUAAGUCGUCUGUUGCUAAGGGAGAGACUCUUGAAGAUUCCGUAGCUAUUAUGACCGGUUACGCAGAUGUUGUUGUUCUUCGUCAUCCAGAACGCGGUGCAGUCAAUAGAGCUGCAAUGCGUACUCGCAAACCACUGAUAAAUGCCGGCGACGGUACAGGAGAACAUCCCACUCAAGCUCUACUCGACAUUUUCACCAUUCGAGAAGAAAUGGGUACCGUUAGAGGAUUAACCAUCACGAUGGUCGGUGAUCUCAAGAACGGCAGAACCGUACAUUCCUUAGCAAGGUUAUUGGCAUUGUACGAGAACGUACAGCUGCGCUACGUCAGCCCAACGAACUUGGGAAUGCCAAAGGAAGUGAUGGACUACGUGGCGCGUAAGGGCAUUCCACAAGAGACUUACAGCAGACUUGAGGAUGUACUUGGUGAGACUGACAUUCUCUACAUGACCCGCAUCCAAAAGGAACGAUUCUCAUCCGAAGAGGAGUACAACAAAGCGUGUGGCCAAUUCGUGGUAACACCACAAUUGAUGACACGCGCCAAGAACAGGAUGCGUGUAAUGCAUCCACUCCCAAGAGUCUUUGAGAUCAGCACAGAGUUUGACAAUGAUCCACGAGCUGCUUACUUCCGCCAAGCUGAGAAUGGUGUCUACGUGCGUAUGGCUCUGUUAGCUAUGGUUCUCGGACGUGUGUGAAAAGAAAAAUAAGGACGAAUUAUCGGCAUUCCAAGCUAAUUUCCAUUAUCACAGCUGGAAAUUCAUUGUUUCAAUUGAAUUUAUUGUUGGACUUGAUUUAUUAUGUGUAUGUUUUUAUUAUAUAUAUAUAUAUUGGUCUCAUGUAAAUCUGAAAAAUAAUUUUCUUUCUAUCGAAGAGAUUACACAAAUAUCAAUUGGCUGGAGAUAAGAUGUUAACGUCAGCUGUUAGAUGUUUAGGUACAAGGAAUUUCCAGUCGUGCUUAUUUGAAGUUAUUAUUUUUAUUUUGAAGUGAAAGUUGAGCAUAAUAUUUGCAUUUCAAUUUUUUUCCUAUUGUUUUUUUUAAUUUUUAAUUUUUAGAAAAUCUUUUAAUAGUUAUUCUUGUUCAACGUUGUCCAAUUUUUUUCUUCCUUUUUUGUAAUCAUGUAAUAUAUCAGCUGAGCUGGUAGAUGAAAAUAUAUUUACCCACCAAGUUAACAUCCUCGUGUGUGUACGUGUUUAAAAUUUUAUAUCGUCAUACUAAGUAUCAGCGAUAAAAAACAUUGCUUAUAUAGGGUUUUUAACUUACCUAAAUAACACUGUCAAUCAUGAUAAACAGUGUUUUUUUAUCAUUGUGA